Messenger RNA from Cooperia oncophora, 417 nucleotides. Lineage: Eukaryota; Metazoa; Nematoda; Chromadorea; Rhabditida; Trichostrongylidae. The record is from the annotation of a GenBank genome assembly.
AUGAAAUCCGGGUGCACCAUCACAACAGCGAUUGCCAUUGAUAGAGUACUGGCAUUGUACUUCCCAAUGUUGUACUAUCAGCAGCCAAAGCAAUGUUGGUCAACUGGAGCUUUUGCUGUUUCGAUCCUUCUAGCGAUUGUCGACUGGGUGGUCCUUCACUCCAUAGUGACCAUUCAAGCGCAACCUUUCUGCAGUUCAUUUGGCUGUUUCACUAAUGAUGUUUUUCGUGCCUACUGGGGCCUAUCAAAUAUGUUGGUGAAUCUGUUGUCAUGUCUCCUAACAAUGUCGGUCAUCUAUAAACUCUACAGAGGCUCUCUGUUAGCUUACGAACUCGAAAGGCAGAACAAACACAAAAUUGAUAAGAGCGUGAGUUGUUUUCCAGCUGUGACACGAGCUUCCGACUUUCUGCAGCUUAUC